CCGGAAGUGCCUGCUUAGGUGAGGGCGACGAGCCGACGACUACAUUUACGGGGUCUCCCGGACGCCCAGAGUCGCACACACAGACCAGGCCUCUAACCAUUCCUUGGAAGCCUGCGUGCCAGCACCCUGGAAUCCAGAGCCUCUCCUGGAGUCUGCACAAUCCAGAUUGAAGCCGAUGUCUUCUAGAGAGAAGGAACUGCAUCCAGGGCGCAGCUGAAUUUUGAGAGGCCCGAAUGCCUCCACAUCCACCAGGGGACCGCUGGGACUAAUUCUCUUGGCAAACUUGUGGCCAACCCAAACUACCAUGCUUCACAUCCCCGUUAUUUCUGGUUAUCGCCCAAGAUUGGCUUACAGAAGAGAUGAAAUGUGGUCUGAGGGACGAUAUGACUAUGAAAGACUUCCAAGAGAACGAGUACCUCCGCGAAGUCAUCCCAGUGAUGGCUACCAUAGAGUAGUUAAUAUUGUGCCAAAGAAACCACCACUGCUAGACAGACCUGGUGAAGGAAACUACAGUAGAUAUUGCAGUCAUGUUGAUUACCAAGAAUAUGACGAGGGCCGCAGUUUUUCUCAUGAUCGAAGAAGUGGUCCACCUCACAGAGGAGAUGAAUCUGGCUAUAGGUGGACAAGAGAUGAUCAUUCUGCAAGUCGACAGCCUGAGUACAGGGACAUGAGAGAUGGCUUUAGAAGAAAAAGUCUCUAUUCUUCCCAUUACACAAGAGACCGGUCUCCUCAUAAAAGAGACACUCCUUUUAUCAGAGAAUCACCUGUAGGUCGAAAGGAUUCUCCACACAGCAGGUCUGGAUCCAGUGUCAGUAGUAGAAGCUACUCUCCAGAAAGAAGCAAAACGUACUCUAUCCAUCAAUCUCAACAUAGAAAGUCCAUCCGUGCUGGUGCCUCCUACAAACGGCAGAAUGAAGGAAAUCCAGAAAGAGGUAAAGAGAGACCUGUUCAGUCUUUGAAAACAUCAAGAGACACUUCACCCUCAAGUUCUUCAGCAGUUCCUUCAUCAAAGGUGUUAGACAAACCCAGUAGGCUAACUGAAAAGGAACUUGCUGAGGCUGCAAGCAAGUGGGCUGCUGAGAAGCUAGAGAAGGCAGAUGAGAGUAACUUACCUGAAAUUGAGUAUGAGGCAGGAUCCACAGCACCAUUGUUUAUUGACCAGCCAGAGGAGCCUGAGUCAAAUGCAACAGAUGGCAUAGAAUUAUUUGAAGACAGUCAGCUAACCAGUCGCUCUAAAGCAAUAGCAUCAAAAACCAAAGAGAUUGAACAGGUUUACCGACAAGACUGUGAAACUUUCGGGAUGGUUGUGAAAAUGCUGAUUGAAAAAGAUCCUUCAUUAGAAAAGUCUAUACAGUUUGCAUUGAGACAGAAUUUACAUGAAAUAGGUGAGCGGUGUGUUGAAGAACUCAAGCAUUUCAUUGCAGAGUAUGACACCUCUAGUCAAGAUUUUGGAGAGCCUUUUUAGAAAAUUACUUGCUCAGGCAAAAAUGUUUUUAGGGUUUUUUUGUUUCUUAUUUUUCCUGGAUUGUGUAAAUCCUUAAUAUAUGGGUUUUUUGUGAUGAAGAGAAAUACUUUAUGAUAGUUGACCACAUUUCCAAUGCCAAGUAAACAUCUAAAAUAGUCUAAGAUAUUUUAAUUAGAAUUUUUAAAAUCUACAUGUAGAGCCUCCUAAUUCAUACUUCUUUUUUUCUCCCCCAAAUUGAUGGGACAGUUAAUUUUUCAAGCUUUGAAAAAGCAGUCCUGGAGAACAGCUCAUGUUCUUUUGUUUUCUGUAAUAUGCGAUUGUUUGUUUUGGUCACAGUAGUGUAAUUUAUUAGGUUAGGGAUCAUUCCACUAAAACAUUUAUAGUAUUUUUGCAUUACAUUGUCAGUGAUCCCAUGUGAAAAUGUUAGAAUUCUGAGUUUGAUUUUAUUGACUUGUUGCUUGCUUAUUUUAAGCUUUGUAACUUUUGAUAUGUUCAAGUAUACUAUCCAAAUAAACUGAAUACUUUAGUAUCUUACAGAAUAUUUGCUUUGAGAUUAAUUCUCAUUGUGAUAAAAUAGAGUACUUAAAUCUCAAAAGGACCUCAUAAAAAAUCCUAUUUUCCAAGUGAAAGAACUCAAUGUUUUCUACUAAAAUAAUCCUGAAACUCCUAACCAUUCUCGCAGAUAAAGGAGUCUUGAACAAUAUCAUCUAUAAGACUAAGAGAAGGGUCAAUUUGAAAUGAAAGGUGAGAGCUCUUUUCAAAUUGAGAUUUCUUUAGAAACUUCUAAUUGAAAGAGAAAAUUUAGAAUAUGAGGGAGUAGUGGAGUUUCAUUUUUUCCCAGGCCUGUAAUUUUAAUCUCAAGAAAGGUCAUUGACAACAUAUCCAUAAUCGAACCAUUUACAGAUUAUGCCUUUGUUAAUCUCUGUUUGAAGUCUUAACAAGAUCUUUGAUCUGAUGCCCUUUUUAGGGGUCCUUAAAAGUAUUCUUUAAAAAAACAAAGCAGAGUAGGCAGUAAGCCCAGCACAACUACCCCUCACCAAGCAGUCUAUGUAAACAGUUCUUCAUGAGCGAGCCAUCCAAAUCACGAGUUAGUUAAAAAUCUAACUGGGACCAUUAGGAUAUUCCACUCAUUUCCUGAUCCCUUCCAGCUGGCCAGUGGCAUUUAGCCAAAAUGUGUAUUUCUGUGGCAUUAGGAAACCUUAAAAAUCAUGCUUGUUAUUACUAUCCAGUUUCAUUAUCCACCCCCAUCCUCUUUCCAUUUCUAUUCUCUUUCACUUGAAUUCUGGUGUUAUCUUUAGUGGCCUAUAUUGAUAAUAUCUAAAGAGCUACCCCAGAAGAGAUAAAAGUUAUAUUAAAAGUGGAAAUAGCAGUACAUCUAUCUGGUGAAUCCUAUAGUAUGUAUUAUGCCAUUCCACAAAUGUGAAAAACUGCUUGAACACAACAAUUAUUUUCUUAAGUUUCCUAAAUGAGGCCACCUUGAACUCUGAUUUUUGCCAUUUAGAUAUUGUACAUAAGCUAAAACGAAACCCUAGGUGUCAUCUCUGGUAGUCUAAUUCCCUAAUUAUGGACAGUGAUUUUAUUUGUUACCCACUCUAGAAAGACUAAGAAAGUACCCAUAACUGUUUCUUUCCCUACACUCUUGUUUUUCUUUUCUUUUCUUUUUUUUUUUUUAAGAUACAGAAUAGACACUCCAAACCAGUAGUGACCCCAGUGCACCCUGGAACUUCCAUUACCAUGUCUAUUCUUUUUUUUAAAAAAAAAAAAUUUUUUUUUUUUUUAGGAUUUUGUUUAUUUAC
Neogale vison (American mink) is the source of this 3261-nucleotide messenger RNA. RefSeq names its product periphilin 1 (gene PPHLN1). Gene Ontology annotation, cellular component: nucleoplasm. The record is from RefSeq and is a predicted model, not a curated record. The coding region runs from base 305 to 1465 and encodes 386 amino acids. Gene Ontology annotation, biological process: negative regulation of DNA-templated transcription; protein localization to heterochromatin; negative regulation of gene expression, epigenetic. Lineage: Eukaryota; Metazoa; Chordata; Mammalia; Carnivora; Mustelidae. The transcript is spliced from 11 exons.